This is a messenger RNA of Acaulospora morrowiae, 246 nucleotides long. The record is from the annotation of a GenBank genome assembly. Lineage: Eukaryota; Fungi; Glomeromycota; Glomeromycetes; Diversisporales; Acaulosporaceae.
ACAAAUAUGAAGUGGUCAUUUUCUUCGACGACACUUGGAAACUUUAUCACCAAUUGCCAAGCGCCGUUAGAACAUUUGGGGUUUGAAUUUUGCGAAUGUUUUUCCGAGAAACAUAUGGAUGUUAUUAUUCAGACAUUAAAGAGACCUCUGAAAGUUCUAAACAUACGAUGCACGAAUAUAAAGAUUACACCGGAAAUUCGAGAAAAGGCGAGACAUAUGAUUCAAUUUAUAGAUGGCUCAACAUAG